Closterium sp. NIES-67 is the source of this 4939-nucleotide messenger RNA. The record is from the annotation of a GenBank genome assembly. Lineage: Eukaryota; Viridiplantae; Streptophyta; Zygnematophyceae; Desmidiales; Closteriaceae.
AGUCGUGCAGCAGAUCAUAGUACUCAGCUUGCUGACCUUGUCCCGCUCGUUGUAGCCCCUGUUUUCCGUCUUGUGCCACCGAGCGCUCGACACGCCUAAUCUAAGUCCAAGCCACAAUGAAGCGGAAGCAUCCAUCAAAGCCCUUAGACAAGCCCGAUUCUGCAGCACCCCUUGCCAUGGACGCCAAGCCGCUCAAACCCCUCGCCGGCGGCGGCCGUCUCAGGAGAAUCGCGGACCUCGACGAGCUCGGCCCCGGCGCGAGGCGACUCACGAGUGAAGUUUAUUACGGCGACGCGCUGCGGUCGUUCGUGAGAGACGUCGAGAGGCUCACAGGAACGGGUGGCGUGGGACUAGCAGUGGCGCCACCGGCGGCGGCGGCGGCGGCGACGGUAGGAGGAGGAGGCGGCGCACCAGGAGAGGCGUUCGUGCCGCUGGGUGGUGGCAAGCUGGCGUCGGGCGUCACUCCGACGGACACUCUCGCGUUCGUGGCGUCGGAGCUCGGCGCGCGCCAGUCGCCCUUGUUCACGGAGCUUCAUAACAAGCUGCACCGCGCCCCUCGUCCGCCCCGCGUCAAGGAUCUGCGCCGUCUCUCCCCCAGCGCCCUGCGCCUCCUCGCCGCGCUCCUCCGCAUCCCCGCACCGCUCCCCGCGCCCCUCUACGCUCUCCGCCAAGAGCCCCCCGAACCCACCGAACCCCCCGCCAUAUCGCCCACGCAAACGCCCGCCGCCAACAACCUUGCCGCCAAAGCAUCCACCGAGCCGCCACCGCCGCAUAAGCUGGUGUUGGAAGGCGCAGCGGGCGCAGCGGAGGCAACAGGCGGAACACGGCAGCAGCGGGCGGGAAGCGGCGGAUCGUCUGUGGGCGCUGCACCGGCUGCAGUGGCUCGUGAGACGGACAAGAGGGAGAAACAGCAGCUCAUAUCGCGUAUCGUGACGUCAGCCGUGUGGAAGCGCGAAGCGAGCAGCAUGAGCGGUAAGAGCCCCAGCUUCCGCUCCCGCCCCGUCGCCAACCUUUACACCGCCAAUCCCGACACCGCCAAUCCCGGCACCGCCAAUCCCGACACUUCCACCCCCCGCAACGCGGAGAGUCGGAGUUCCAACAGCGCCAGCACUUCUACUACGACUACUAAUCCUACUAACGGCCCGAAGGGUCCGUGCACCGACCAUCAUCAUCAGAUCGGGAGUAUCAGGACGAACGAAGGAAGGGCGCAGCUGAAGCGCGCCGGAGGAGAGGAUGAGCGACGCCACGUGGCAGCUGCAGUCGGCGGAACAGCCUGUGAGUGCGUGGAAGCGGCGCACAAGCGGCAGAAGCGCGUGAAACUCGUGGUCGCGCCGCUGUGCUUGCAGUCGCCGCAAAGAGGGGGGCAGCAGUGCUUGCAGUUACCGCAGAAAGCGCCCAAAGAGGAGAUGGCCACGAUAGAUGCGCGCUCCGUGUGGCCGAUGGAACCUGAAGAACACGAGGACGUUACUGCUACCGCUGCGGAAGGACUCGCGGAAGGACAGGCGGAAAGACAGGCGGAAAGACAGGCGGAAAGACAGGCGGAAAGACAGGCGGAAGGACAGGCGGAACGACAGGCGGAAAAAGCGCUGGCGCAGGCGGCGCUGCCACUCGCGGAGGGGGAGGAGGAAGAGGAAGAUGGGGAGGAAGGGGAAGAAGGGGUGCAGAAACGGGACAUGGCGGAUGGGGCUUGCGCCAAUCAAAGAAUCUGCGGUAGCCCAGGCGGGGAAGGCGGAAGUUUGGCGGGGAACUGGGGAGGCAGGGGAGGAGACGAGGCGGGCGCGGCGUCAGUUAACGCGGAAAAGGAAGCAGCGAUGGCGGAGAUUGUUGUCGGGCAGCAUGGGGGCUCUGCGGCGGAACGGAUUGAACAGGGCGCAGCGCAUGACACGGGGGUUGCGAGCGGGUUUUGCAGUAACGGGGAUGCAGAGGACAGAGCUGGGAAGGAAGGGGGAAUGGAGAGAGGAAGGGGAACUUUGGGGGAGAGUGGGGGAGGGUGUGAGGAUGAGGGGACGGCAGAGGAAGAGGGAUCCAACGGAUACGGAAGCGAGGGUAGGGUUGAUGGAGGGAGUGUUGAGGAGAGGGACAGUGGGAGUGAGGGAGUGAGUGAGAGAGAGAGCGAGUGUGAGACAGCUGGUUCUAGUCUUAGUAAGGACGGGGGAAGUGAAGGGGCGGUGGUAACUGACGAGGGGUCUUCAGAAGGAGUAGGUGCUUCUCAGGGAGUAGGUGCUUCUCAGGGAGUAGGUGCUUCUCAGGGAGGUGCUUCUGGUGCAGGUUCUCCUGGGGGAGGUGUUUCUGACGCGUCAGGCACCCAUGAAGACAUUCCAGGUUCAUCCACUUCCGGUGGAGUACAUAAUUCUCUCGUGCGUCCACCAACUCCUGACGGAGGAGGUACAUCUGGUGCAGAUUUUCCUGCGGCUGCUGCUGCCCGAGGGGCGUGUGGCGAUGGCGCUUCCGAUGGUGGUGCUUCGGAUUCAGACGAAUCUUUCUGCAGCGCUCGUGAAACACCUGAUGAACUCAUGGAAGCACCUGAACUGUUGGAAGCACCUGAAGUGGCUGAAGUGCCUGGUGCACCAGAGACAGCAUGGCAGGGCAUUGUGAGCUUGCUCAUGGGCCAAGGUAAAGCAGAAGAGGACGCAGAGGAGGGGGAAGCAGAGGCAGGGGAAGCAGAGGCGGGGGAAGCAGAGGCGGGGGAAGCAGAGGAGGGGGAAGCAGAGGCGGGGGAAGCAGAGGCGGGGGAAGCAGAGGCGGGGGAAGCAGAGGCGGGGGAAGCAGAGGAGGGGGAAGCAGAGGCGGGGGAAGCAGAGGCGGGGGAAGCAGAGGCGGGGGAAGCAGAGGCGGGGGAAGCAGAGGAGGGGGAAGCAGAGGAGGGGGAAGCAGAGGCGGGGGAAGCAGAGGCGGGGGAAGCAGAGGCAGAGGAAGCAGAGGCUGGGGAAGCAGAGGCAGAGGAAGCAGAGGCGGGGGAAGCAGAGGAGGGGGAAGCAGAGGAGGGGGAAGCAGAGGAGGGGGAAGCAGAGGAGGGUGAAUUAGAGGAGGGUGAAUCAGAGGAGGGUGGAUUAGAGGAGGGGGAAACAGAGGAAGGGGAGGCAAUCGGAGGGGAAGCAGAAGAGGGGGAAGCAGAGGAGGGGGAAACAGAGGUGGGGGAAACAGAAGAGGGGGAAUCAGAGGAGGGGGGAGCAGAGGUGGCGGAAGCAGAAGUGGGGGAAACAGAGGAGGAAGAAGAGGAGGAGGCAGAGGUGGAGUGGGUGGAGGUAGCUGUGCAGCAGAUGGAUGUAACACAUGCGGCAUGGCUCAACGGCCACUGGCACAAGGCUGCCAUCUUUGGCACGGGUGGGCACGGCAUAGAUGUGGUCGAUGGCAGCACCUAUGACACCCCUUGCAGGUCCCAGAAUGCUCUUGAACCUGUUGCUGCUCCCGAACCUGUUGCCGCUCCCGAAUCUGUUGCUGCUCUUGAACCUGUUGCCGCUCCUGAACCCGUUCCCGCUCCUGAACCUGUUCCCGAUUCCGAACCUGUUGCUGCUCCCGAACCUGUUCCUGCUCUUGAACCUGUUGCCUCUCCUGAACCUGUUGCCACCCCCGAACCUGUUGCCGCUCCCGAACCUGUUGCUGCUCCCGAACCUGUUGCUGCUCUUGAACCUGUUGGCGCUCCUGAACCUGUUGCCGCUCCUGAACCUGUUCCCGCUCCCGAACCUGUUCCUGCUUCCGAACCUGUUGCUGCUCCCGAACCUGUUGCUGCUCUUGAACCCGUUGCCUCUCCUGAAUCUGUUGCCUCUCUUGAACCUGUUGCCUCUCCUGAAGCUGUUGCCGCUCCUGAACCUGUUGCCUCUCUCGAACCUGUUACUGCUGCUGAAGCUGGUUUUACCUCUGAAGCUGCUACUAUUCCUGAAGCUGCUACUAUUCCUGAAGCUGCUACUAUUCCUGAAGCUGCUACUAUUCCUGAAGCUGUUACAAUUUCUGAGGCUGCCACUGUUUCUGAAGUUGUUGCUUCUGCUUCUGUCAUCACAGCCAUGGCCACUUGUAGUGCCAUAGCUGCUUCUGGCCCCCCUAUUGCAGACAUUACAGCAGGGGUUGAAGCUGAUGCUGCUGCCGCUGCUGCCGCUGCUGCCGCUGCUGCUGCUGCUGCUGUUGCUGCUGUUGCUAAUGCCGCUGGUGCUGCAGAUGCCGCUGCUGUGGAUGCUGUUGACAUUGGUUGUGGUACUGGUGCUGCCUCUGCUGUUCUUCUCUUGGAGAGCGCUGCUGACGUCGCUGGUCAUGGCAACGACAGCAGGGGGGGUGAGGUUGAGCCGUGUAGCGACGCUGAGAACAUGGGAGCCGCCGGUGCUGGUGGUGCUGAUGAAAUGGAGAUUGAUCCAGGGAAGGGCUGUGAGGCAGUGGAUACACAGAUGGAGGAAGGCGACCCCCCUAGGGAACACGUAGAGAAGGAUGAUGCGUUGGAAGACGGGGAUGCAGAUGAUGCAGCCCCCAGAUAUAGUGCACUUGGAGGGCAGGGACGCUCACAUGGGGAGCACUCACAUGGGCACUCAUGUGGUGAGGACAUGAAAGGGCCAGGAGAAUGUUCACCCGAGACAGGUUCGCAUUGGGACCGCCUGCAUGCAACUAGCCCCAGAGGCGACUCCUCAGAUGCGGCAUCUGGAUCUGCCAGGGGCUGGCUUCAGAAGCACCUCACAGCAGCAUUGCAACCUGCCCUGACCCUUGGAGCAGAUGAGGCAGGCAUGCAAAAAGAACCUAUUGGAAGAAACCCCUCUUUCCCAAACUCACCGUUGAUGAUAGAGAGUGUGAUUGAAAGGGAUGUGAGUGCGGUGGGGUUCAAGGAGUGGUGGGAGGGUUUGGAGGAGGAGGAGCAGCAGGUGGAGGCGUACAAGAUUGGCAUGCAGGCUCUGUGGUCGAGAAGACGAUCAAUGGUUGCCAAGGGAUGACGUGUGUGUUCUGUAAAGAGCUAAACUAG